UCAGUUUGCUGGCAAAGAGGAUUCUGGCUUGAAGAGAAACGACAAACGGAAAUCACGUAGGUGUCGGCGGGCCAAUGAGAAUUGAGUGACUGUGUGUCUGAGUGAUGUUCUCAACUCAUUUUGACGUCUUUUGUGAUCAGCAGCUGAAGACACAGCUGUUUGGAAUAAAAAAAUCAAACUCUUCCCACGGAACAUACUUUUGGGUUACCUUACUCUUCUCAAAAGAAUCAGGCAAACAUCAUUUUUGAAACGGCACGCCAUGAACGGAUGUUGUUGAAAAGAGGAAGACGAUCAUUAAAUGACGCACGCCUUUUGUCUAUGCAGACGAUGAUCUUAAGAUCAGUCACACAUCAAUAAUCAACUCACUGUUUAAAUGUAGCAUCUUAAAGGAUGUGAUUAGUUCGGUUGCAGCUCUGAGAACAGGCCAUGAACCAAAGAGGCUUUGUGAUUGAAGUUUGACUGACAGAAGAUUUUUUCAAAACUGUCGGAUUAGGCGUGUAUUCUAUACACGCAUUAGCACAAGACUUACCUUUAUUUCCGAAAGUUGCAUAGAGGAGCUCGUCCCAGGGCUACUCUAAAACGUUUGUUCAAAAUGGCGGCUGCGACUUGUGCGAUCCCGAUUGUUGACUUCAGUGCCAUGAGCCUUCAAAACGCGAAUCUUCCAGACAAUAACAGCCAAGCUAUUAAAACUCUUGCUGAUCAACUAUAUCGAGCUUUUAGUACGAUUGGAUUUGUGUAUCUUAAAAAUCAUGGAAUUCCACAAGAAGAGUUGGAUGCUGUGUUUGAAACAUAUGACAAGUUUUUUAAUCUAAGUCCUGAAGUGAAAGCUAAGUAUAGGAAGAAAAAAAUCACUUCCCAAAAUGUAUCAUCUCAAAAUGGUUGGGAUGCUGUAGAAGCUGAAAGAACAAACUUAGACAGACCUGGAGAUUUGAAGGAAUCUUUUGAUCUUGAGUCAUUUGAUGAUGGAACUUUUAACUGGCCCAGUGCAGAAGUACCACAAUUUAAGAGCACUGUGCACUCUUUUUACAAGUCUAUGAGUGAUCUUGCAUUAAGGAUUCUCACUGCAAUGGCCAUUGGUCUUCAACUGGAAUCCAAUACAUUUACCAAAUUCUUUAAUAAGAUGGGAACCAUUGAGGGUGCAGUUCAAAUGAGGUAUAAUGCUUAUCCAAAGAUAUCAGAUCUAAGUAAAGUCAAACCUGGCCAGAUCAGAUGUGGAGAGCAUACAGACUAUGGUGCUAUUUCAGUACUGUUUCAAGAUGACAUAGGUGGCUUAGAGGUACAAAAUGUCGAUGGCCAGUUUAUACCAGCCACACCCAUGAAAGGCACAGUAGUGGUGAAUAUUGCAGACCUGAUGCAGAGAUGGACAGCUGAUAAACUUAAGUCCACGGUCCAUCGUGUGUUGAUUCCAGAAGCUGAACAAAAACACUCUGUUCCUCGCCGUUCAUUAGUAUUAUUUGUCGACCCAGACCAUGAUGCACUUAUUGAGUGCGUGGAUGGCUCAAAUAAAUAUCCACCAAUUACAUCAGGAGAAUGGAAGAAGCGAAGACUUCUGGAAACCUACAGUGAUUUAAAAAAAUGAUCAACUCGGCUGCAUCGGACUCAGGAUCUCUGCAUUGAUAUUUAAUAGAAUACAUGAAUUUUCUUCUCCAUUUUCCUCUCCCGUCAAUUUCGUCCCAUCGUCACGUCUUAAAGGUACUUAAGCUUCGGUUCAUCCUCUCUCCUCCACUUACACAUUUUAGUCAUAUCCUUCGUACUUACACUGUGUUCAUUCGGUGAAAAAUGGCGAGCGUGUCGGUUAAGCGAGCUGACGUUUCGAGAGGUAGUCCUUCGUCAUCGCUCUGACGAUGGGCUAAAGCUCGAAACGUUGGCUUUAGAAACUCGUUACGGUGACCAAUUUACAUUAUUAACUCAGUUGAUAAAACCAGAUUAUCUUGUUAUACCCCUCUACUGACGUUACACCACUGUUUCUUAAGAAAGUCACGCCCUUUAUUUGCUUGAGUAAUAGUUUUAGUCACUUAAAGUAAUUUAAGGUAACUUGCAGAUUGCUUCAGUUUCAAAAUGAGCUCUGAUGGAAAUAAUUCAAAUACUAUUGAUUGAAUUUUUAUAAGAUAAGUUUGUGCUUGAGAUCAUUUUCGUUUUUUCCCUGAGUUAAUGUAUUUCCUUGAAUGAAUGGAAAUCCUAGGCACUGAUUAAAAUAAUGAAUAAACCAGGGAUAGUGGUGAAGGGAGUGGCUUGUAAUCAUUCCGUUCGGCGAACUGUAACUCUCCUUGGGUUGAAUCUUGACGGUUUUCCUUGUCUCUUCGCCCUUGAAGAAACUCGAAGGGAGAGGAGCGGCGCUUAUUUGAGAGAGGAUAAUUUGGUACAGAUUAUUCCGUGGAGAACGCGCACGAACGGAUUGUUAUGCGCGAGUUGCGAUGCAUUGAAAAAAAAGAACGAGUGAGUAUUUUGAUGCAUCGCGACGACUGUAAAAAAUCGUUCAAGCACUUUCCAUGCUAUGAUGUUUUUAAUCUAUACGAACUGAGAUUUUUUCACAUUUCAAUUCAGUGAUUGGAAGGGAACGACUGUGAAAAUACAUCGUUCGUCCAAUCAGAGUCACGAACGACUAGUGUAAAUCCCAAUAUAUAUGAAAUAAAGAUUCUUUCGACACUUUUUACAGCA
Messenger RNA from Pocillopora verrucosa, 2658 nucleotides. RefSeq lists its product as uncharacterized. NCBI's taxonomy places the organism in Eukaryota, Metazoa, Cnidaria, Anthozoa, Scleractinia, Pocilloporidae. Gene Ontology annotation, molecular function: 2-oxoglutarate-dependent dioxygenase activity. The record is from RefSeq and is a predicted model, not a curated record.